AUGCAAAUAGAUGAAUUGCCGGUUGGGUAAUCAAAAAAGAAUUUUAUGUUAGAGGAGUUUCCACCAGGUAAUUUUGUUUAUAAAUAAUUAGAUUUUGAUCCUCAGUAAUAAGAAAAAGUCGAUUUACCAUUAAAGUAACGAAUUAAAUCUAAAGUUUGGAAAGUAAGGCUUUCAGCUUAUGAAGAAUUAGCAAAUGAUGAAGAAAUGGAUUGUGAAUGUGUCAUAUAGAUAAUAUAGGAUAUUCAUAUUUAAUGCUAAGAGAAAGCGCUUUAGAUAGCAUUAAAAUUUUUUGAAAAACAUAGCUAAAUAGAGUGUUUAUAACAAAAAGAAAUAAUAAAGGUUUUAUUAGAGAAAGUAUUAACACAACAAAAAUUAAAAGUACUUGGUCAUCAAGUUGCAACAUAACUUUAUCCUAAUUGCAAAUCCGCCUUCUCUGAAAUAAUAAUAUCAUAUUUAAUUCAUAAGAACCCUAAAGUUGUAUAAGCAACAAUAGCUUUGUUGAUAGAAUUAUUGCAAUAAUUUGGCCUUAAAAAAUUAGACAAUUUAAAACCUUUUUUUCCAGUAAUGGCCAAACUUACAGAUGCCUAAUAGAGUACUGUUAAAAUUGAUGCAAUUGCAUUUUAUAAGGAAGUAACAAAAUGGUAUGGAAAAAACAUAGAAGCUUUUUUUGGAGGGUUAAAUGAGAAAUUAUAAUAAGAAUUGAAAAAAUUAGCUGAGACAAUAACUGAAGUAUAAAAGGCUCCAAAUCAAGAAGGAGAUGCUGAAACUAAUAAUUAAGAACUAUAUGAUUUAGUUGAAGCGGUUGAAGUCUUUUCAAAAUAUACAGAUAGUUGGUGUGAAAAAGUAUUUUAAUUAGAAAAAUGGUAAGAGAAAAAGGAACAAUUAGACAAUCUAUAAAAAUCAUGUUCUGUUCCUAAAAUACAACCAUCUUAAAAUAUAUAUUCAGUUGUAUAAUUAUUAAAGAAAUUAUUAAAUGAAUAAUAAAUGAUUGUAAGUACUUAAUGUAUCAAGAUUAUUGGAUGUAUGGCAAAUGGUUUAAGAAAGAACUUUAAUUAAUAUGCUAAAAUAAUUAUUUUACCUGUUUUGGCUAAAUUAAAGGACAAAAAAUAAAAUAUAGUUGAUGAAACAAUUAUUACUAUUAAAAAACUGUUUUAUAGUUGUAAUCUUGAUGAAUUUUUCGAAGAACUGAAAGCCUUAUUGGAAGAUAAAGCUCCUGGCCCAAAAAUUAAUGUUUUUAUCAUAAUUGACCAUUAUUUAGAUGAAACAUCAAAAGAUAAAUUAAACAAACUUUAAUGUGUUAAAUAAUUAGUCCCAAUUUGUAAGAAAUUUACAGAGGAUGGUAAUGCCGAAGUACGAGCAAAAUCAAUAAUGUUGAUGGCUAAAAUAUCUGCUAAAUUAUUUAAUGGGACUAUGUCAAUUGAUUUAAAAGGGGAUAAGUAUACAAAAUAUUAAAAUUAAGUAAAUUUAUAUUUGGAAGGAAUGGGAGCAUUACAAGGAAAAGAAAUUCUAUAAUAAUAAUAAUAAUAAUAAUAAUAAUAAUAAUAAUAAUAAUAAUAAUAAUAAUAAUAAUAAAAGCAGUUAUUACCAAAUAAAGAAAAUUUAUAAUUAUAAGGUUCAGCUACCACUAAUAAUUUAAAAAAAUAAUCAUUAUAAUCUAAAUUGAAUAAACCUCUUCAAAUGAAUUAAUAAAAUAAUGAAAUAUAAUAAUUAUAAUAUUCAACUACAAUGACUGCAACUUAAGUUGAUGCUUUUAUAAAAUAAUAUAAAUCAUUAAAAAAUAAAGAUUAAAGUGAUUUAGGCAAUAUUUUACUCUAAAUAACUUAGUAAUCAAAUUAUAUUUUAAAUGUAACAAUGGAAUUUAUUAUCGAUAAAAUGCCAGAAUAAAAAUCUUUAUGUUACUAAUUAUUUGAAAAGCUUGCAUAAACAUAUAAACCUAAUCAUUUAUCUCAAUUAAUUACAACCUUUAAAAAUGCAUCAACUUAAAGUUAGCUUUUAGAAAUUCUUAAUAUUUUAUUAAAAUAUAUACCUUAAAGUGAAAAAAAUAUUGACUAAUAACUUAUUUCAGAUUUUCUUAAAAAUUAUUAGCAUCAAUCUAAUUUGAAAACAAGAUCAUUAGUUUAAGAAUGUCAAAAUGCGUUAAAAUAAUUAUUUGAAAUAAAAAAAAUCUAAAUAGAAGAAAAACAAAUUAUUCCUUUUCCAUUAAAUACUUUUAGCGAUUAACAUUUUGAACUAAUAAAAGUUUAACUAAAAGUUCCCUAAAUUCCAUAAACUCUCUAUGAAAAAAUGUUUAGCUAUAAUAUAUAAUAAAAUUAAUUAGCAGCGUCUUAUAUUAAAUCUAAAAUAACACAACCAGGUGAAUUUUGUGAAAUAUUUUUUAAAUGGGCUUAUCUAAUCUCUUGGAUGAAAGAAAAUAUUCCUUUACAAUAAGAAAUUUCGUAAUUAUUCUAAAUGUUAAUUACUUAGCGUAUACCUACUUUCUUAGAAUAACAGAUAAUAUUUUCAUAUAUUAAAAUGAUGAUUUUAAUAUAUUUAAGGAAUGGAGUUCCAAAAUUGGCCUAAAGAACACUGCCCUUAUUAAUGAAUUUACUGAGUGAGUACAAAAAAUAUUCAGUCUAACAGCCAUUAUUGGUAGAUUUUGAAGAUUUUGAUGAAUUAUCCAAUUAAUAAGCAAAUCAAUUAAUAUAAAUUAUGUCAGACAAAGCAAGUGAUUGGAAUUUAAGCAACACUCUCUAAUAAAAAUAGCUAAUUGCUUAAUUCAUAUCUUUUAUUUGGAAAGAAGAGAGCGUAAUUAUUAAUAAAUAAAUUGUUUAAGCAAUUCCUCCUUAAUUUUAACAUUUAUAAAUAAUUUAGACAUCUUAAAAUAAUGACAACUUAUAAAAAGAUUAAAUUUAAAAUUGUUAAAGGUUUAACCCUUUAUUUGUUGUAGAAUAACCAAAAACUGAAUAAAAUAAUUCGGAGAAGAAGACUAUGUAAGCCAAAAGUAUAUCUUACAAUGGAAUACCAUAAAUUAAUUCUUAAAUUAUUUAUGGAAAUAUAAACCUUAUCCAACAACAAUAAAAUAGUUAAAAUUAGAUGGAAAUUGAAGUAGAUUAGAAUAUUAGAAUAUUUUAGUAGUUAUAUUUUAAGUAUAACGAAACCAAUAAUUUUGAAAAUCCUCAAUUAUUAGCAGAUUAAAUUAUAUUAUUAUUAAAUAGUUUUAUAAAAGAUUAAUCUUGUGAUAAACUUAACUAAUUAUUAGAAAAACUAUUAUAUAUAUUAUCAUCAGGAUAAUUGUUGAAGUAAAUAUCAUAUGAUAAAUUUUAUAUCAUAUUUGAUAUAUUGAUAUUUAAAAUGGUCGAGGAAUCAACUAAAAUAAGCAGCAAAGAUAUGGCUCAAAGAAAUUGUUAUAGUUUAAUUAAUCAAAAUUUGAUAAAAAUUUUAAAUAAUUAAGAACUAUCUAUUUUGUAUUUAGCUUUUUUAGAUAUUUUAAUAAAAGUUAAAGAAUCUAAGAAGUAAUCAAAAUAAUUUUAUACAUUAAUCACAAAAUGUUUGAGUAAAUCUGUUGGAUAAGUAAAAAGCUAAUUUUAAUGGCAAUAAUUAUAAGGAAUUUUAGAAAAAAUAAAUAAAUAUUUAAUUUUAUGUGAAAAAUAAGAACCUAAUUAAGAAUUUCAAGAGUCUCAAGAUUUCUUAUAAAAAGCACUUAAAUCUACAGUAAUUUAUUUAUUGCAUUUUAAUGAUGGUGUUAGGGUUGGUUAAUGUAUUAUGUAAUUAACAAAUGAAUAAUCGAUUUUGAGAUAAUGGUUGUUAGAAUUUUAAGAAAAUAAUUUAAUUAAACAAAGAAGAUCUAUAGAAACCCAUAUCAAUUAGAUUAUUGAAUUACUAAAAAUUGAUUUUGAAAAGACUGUAGAAUAAUUUGUUUCUAUUGUACGAAGAUAAAAUAUCGAUUGGAAACCUAUGGUUGAAUUUUUAAGUGAAUAAUAAAUAAAAUUUAUCGAAUUAAGAUUAGAACAGACAAAUCACAUGAAUUUAUUAGAGAAAAAAGUAGGUGAAUUGGAAAAGAUGUUAAAUUAAUGA
Messenger RNA from Paramecium pentaurelia, 4053 nucleotides. The record is from the annotation of a GenBank genome assembly. NCBI's taxonomy places the organism in Eukaryota, Ciliophora, Oligohymenophorea, Peniculida, Parameciidae.